UCUAAAAAUUUCCACAAAACUUCAACACUUCCUCACUCACUAAUACACAAUCCCCAAAUUAAACUCUUUGGAGCGUUUUCUGCAAGCUCGAAGUAAAGUAAUCUUGUAUAAUGUGGAUGCAGCUAGGCUGUCGGGCAUUCAUAAAGGGAGCCAAAAAAAGAUUACUAAAGCGGAAAGAUGAUGAUGGGGAGCCAACGCUCCGUAUUUCCGAUGAUGAAAUUGAUGAUGAAAGUAGCCAUAAAUAUUUUGCCAGUGAUAAAAUUCAAUUACCAUCGGGAAGAGAUGAGAACUGUAAUAAAUUCGAUAGCGUUUAUUUAACCAACCCUUCGAUGAACGAGCUAAUGCGAACUAUUCUUACCGCUACGUCAAUGGAUAAAUUUAAGCGCAUAAUAGUCUCGGGGCCAAAUACUCGGGAUAACUGUGAAAUUUUCCAUGUGCAAGCACCCAGAAGUUCAUCAAUAGGUUGCCAUCAAUAUAGACAAGAUCUACCGAACCGAACCUUGUCCUUCGAUGACUUGGACCACCUGAAGCGGUUGGCCACCUCGGAACCUCUGUUGUGGAGAGUCCGUUCGGAGGGCAACUUGACGGAGGAAUGGCAGCCGGUUUUCGCACCGCAUCUAAAUCAAUCCGAUUACGCUAUAUACUAUGAUGCUAUAUCCAAUGCGAAUUCGGAGUCUAUCAGUUCUUUGGUUUGCAUUGGAUGCACAGCCGACUUUGGGAACCGCAUUGUAAUGGAUUGCGAAGAUCAUCUGGUUCAAGAACCCACGAAGCCCCAAGAUCUUCGGAUCGAGAACCCUAAAUCGCCAGUACCUCAAAACGCAAGCAUAUGUUAUUGGAUUAAUUUGGCUCAUUUGCUACUGGUGAUCGCAUGCCUCCGCGGACUCUUAUAAAAAUGUAAUUUAAA
Drosophila takahashii is the source of this 904-nucleotide messenger RNA. NCBI's taxonomy places the organism in Eukaryota, Metazoa, Arthropoda, Insecta, Diptera, Drosophilidae. The record is from RefSeq and is a predicted model, not a curated record.